Vigna angularis (adzuki bean) is the source of this 713-nucleotide messenger RNA. RefSeq names its product protein SRC1. Gene Ontology annotation, molecular function: metal ion binding. Bases 312 to 686 code for a protein of 124 amino acids. The transcript has a single exon. NCBI's taxonomy places the organism in Eukaryota, Viridiplantae, Streptophyta, Magnoliopsida, Fabales, Fabaceae. The record is from RefSeq and is a predicted model, not a curated record.
CUCAAGUUUCAUCUACAAACACAAACGUGUCACGCACACAGAAAAGAAUGAACACAUAUGUUUUCCCCACAAACAAGAUCAACACCAUUUUUUUCCCUCAUCUAUUUUUGAAACCAAAAUUCUCUAAUCAAUAGCACAGCGUUGACGAUCACGAACACGAACACUCCCGAAAUUCCAGCCAAAACCAGAUAAUCUUGUGUCAUUAUCCUCCCUUUCUAGCCUUAUAAAUACACUUAUUUCACAUUCUUUCGUUGUCUGAUAUCACAAACAAACCGAAGCAAAAGGCCUAAAAAAAGAGUGAGAAAGAAACCAUGUCUGGAAUCAUGCACAAGAUUGAAGAGAGCUUUGGAGGGCACAAAAAAGAUGAGGAACAUAAAGGAAACCCCCAUGAUGAACACAAAGGUGAACACAAAGGCGAACACAAGCAAGAGGGCUUUAUGGACAAGAUGAAAGACAAAUUGCAUGGUGAUGAGCAUAACAAGGGUCACAAAGAAGGGCACAAAGAAGGGCACAAAGAAGGGCACGAAGAAGGACACAAAGAAGGAUUUAUGGACAAGAUGAAAGACAAGUUCCAUGGUGAUGAACAUGACAAGGGUGAGAACAAGAAAAAGAAGAAGGACAAGAAGAAGCAUGAGCAUGGACAUGAAAAACAUGGUGACGGUAGUAGCAGCAGUGACAGCGAUUAGAUAUAAUAUAUGUUACAAAAAUAUACU